This is a messenger RNA of Frieseomelitta varia, 1216 nucleotides long. RefSeq names its product protein lethal(2)essential for life-like. The transcript has 2 exons. Gene Ontology annotation, molecular function: protein folding chaperone. Lineage: Eukaryota; Metazoa; Arthropoda; Insecta; Hymenoptera; Apidae. Gene Ontology annotation, biological process: response to heat; protein refolding. The coding region runs from base 174 to 692 and encodes 172 amino acids. The record is from RefSeq and is a predicted model, not a curated record.
AUCGUCGCGGAGAACUGCGCAGUCAGAAUCAACUAUAAUUCGAAGCGAGAGGAUCGUGCAACGUUCCAAGCUACUAUCGAACGACUUUAUAUUAUUUUAAACGAACGAUUAUUUCUUCUUGUGAGUGAUUUCUAAAAGUAAAGGAUUCUUAACGAGAGAUCAAUCGCAUCGACAUGGCACUAAUAACGAGAGAUCUUUUCCGCAACUGGUGGGAGGACAUGGAUCGUUAUCAUCGGGAACUGGAAGAGCAUUUCAAACGUCUUAGCACCAGGGACGAUUUUCUAUCGCCGAUACCAUCUUUCAACGAGUUCUUCCGGCCGUGGAGGAACAUGAUGGAACAAUUGGAACAUCAAGUUGGUGGUUCGACCACGGUUGAGCGGGACCAAAACAAAUAUCAGGUGGUCGUCGACGUGCAGCAAUUCGCGCCAGAGGAGAUAACUGUCAGGACAGACGACAAAUGUAUCACCAUUGAGGGUAAACACGAAGAGAAGAAGGAUGAACAUGGCUACGUAUCGAGGCAUUUCGUGCGUAGAUACAUGUUACCACAGGGAUAUGACAUCGGCCACGUUAAACCGAGCUUGUCCUCCGAUGGCAUUCUCACGAUCACUGCUCCAAAACUUGCCAUGCCAGCACCCGGUGAAAGAAUCGUGCCGAUCGAACGAAGCAGAGCGCCAGCAAUCAAGGCAAUAUAAUAUGUAAACGAUGUUAUCUGUGCUUUUCUCCUUAAUCGAUACUAAUACAUUAGAUGUUCACUAUGAAACUUUUUUUCUGAAAAGUUAAAAAAAAUUUAUCUUGUUUAUCUUCAAACACGCCCGAUUUAUAUCUGUGUAAUUUGAUUUAGUCAUAUAUAAAACAUACAUACACUUAACUAGUAAUUUAAUUACAUCAUUGAUUUAAUUCUUUAGAUAUAUAAAAUUAUAUUACGAACAUGGUGAAAGAACUAGAGAGAUGUUUAACUAAAACAUUUAAUGUAAUAUGUAUACCGUGAAUUUUGAUCAAUCAUGUCAUUUUAAUUGGAAUCUUUUUUAAUUUCCUUUUUUACUAAAGUCUUGUAUUAAAAUCAUUUGAACUAUAUUUCUAAUAUUGUAUGAUUCAAUAUUGCGAAAUUCAAUUAUACAAUUAUUGAACUUGUAACUAUGAUUUAAUAUAUACGCUAUUGUACCUUUUAUUAUUAUUAGUUUAUUUUUCAAUAAAUAAACGUUAAAUACUGAAAUAA